CAAGAUUAUACAUAGAUCAUGUGGUGAACUGUUCACGUUUGCUUACCGGAGACAACAAUUACACACUAGAAAUUAUAAAAAAAUUGCCCACUUUUAACGAAACUCUUACAGAUGACUACUACAUUAAUGUAACUCAGAACUGUGAAACUUUUCGUCAAAAUAGAGGAUACAUAAUGUCAUCUUUGACAGAGGAAGAAAGAGAAUUUCCAAUAGCAUUUUCUAUUUUAACUUUUAAAAACUCAGAAAUGGUGGAACGAUUGUUGCGAGCCAUCUACAGACCACAAAAUUAUUACUGCAUUCAUGUGGACCUAAAGUCGCCUGAUUCAUUUUUCCUUUCAAUCUCUUCUAUAGCUAAAUGUUUUUCUAACAUUUUUCUGUCGAGUAAAAGAAUUAACGUAAAUUGGGGAAUGUUUAGUGUAUUAGAACCAGAGCUGUUAUGUAUGCAGGAACUUUGGCCAUACAAAAAAUGGAAAUAUUAUAUCAACCUGACGGGACAGGAGUUUCCAUUAAGGACGAAUUUUGAGCUGGUGAACAUACUGAAAGCUUACAAUGGGGCUAAUAAUAUUGAAGGCAUCAUAAAAAGGUUUUUUUUUUUCUGUCUAUAAUUUUUACCUGAAAAUAUCUUUUAAUGUACACUAUUACCUGAUGAUAUUAACAUUUUAAAGACAUAUAAAUACAUCCUAACAAUUUCAUGAGAUGAUUUAGAUAUUUUCAAAACAAAUACAAGUAUUAAUUUAAAAAAAAAAAUCUUAUGACGUUUUGCUCCAAAUUUGUAGGAUUAUUUGACAUUUACAUUUUGCUACUGACAUUAUUUUAAAAAACAAAUUUGUAUUAUAAUACCAUCCAACUUCUUGAGUAAGUUAAGUGAUUCAUCUUCAAUGGCCUUAACUUGGUGGGCCUAACUUUCUUUAAAAUAUGUUGUCAUAUCUAAUUGCGUCCUUUUUAUAGGUGUUCCCAUACUUUGUUUAGCACAUCUCCUAUUAAAAUUUAAUUACGUCAGUCUGAACAUUCCAGGACUUCAUGAGCUUGUUUAUGUUUUCAUAGCUUGCCUCUGUCCCCAAAAUCUUGUAUGUUUUUAACUAAAAAGUAUGCACUAAUUUCAUGCGUUUACAAUUCAGAAAUAUUCCAAAGAAUUGUUUAUUUUAAACGGCUAAUUUUCUUCAUAAAAUAUUUGUAAUCACAUUUUAAAAAUGUUUUAUUAUAUAUAUAUAUAUUUAAAAAUGUACUUUACCUUUUAAUCUUUAGAGCGAACAAAGAUCGAUGGAAAAACCGCCCCCCUCCCUUUGGACUAAGACCUGUGAAAGGAGCAGUACACUUAACUGCCAGCAGGUACUCCUGUAAAUAAAUACAAAGAUAAAUAGCUAUUUAUUUCUAUUUAUUUCAGGAGAAUGCUUAAGAUAUUCUUGUUUUAAAUAAGAUAAAAUAAAAUAUUUGAUAAAUGCAUUGAUCCAGGAGAAAAAAAAAUAUAUCUAUCUCGCACACAUGACAGCCAGUCUAAAAAUUCUACAUAAAAUUUAUCAAAGAACUAACAAUAAAAGUUACUAAUUGAUCCUUAAACUAGUUCACAUAUUUGGAAGUAAUUAUGUUCAUGGAAUCUUUAUUUAAAGUUUAUUAAUCGCGGAUUUAGGCCAGAAUUGCAUCUAAACAGAAACACAGAUCAUAAAGUGUUGUUUUUCUUAAAUUUCUUGUUAAAUGUAUUUGUUUUUUAAAAUUGUUUUUUUUGAAGCGUCUAAUUAUAUUGAGUUUUGGUAUAUCAAAUAUUUACAUAUCAAACUUUAUGGUCAAUUAUUUAUAAAUUAUUUUCAAUGUGCAUUUUAUUUUGAUGGACGUCUACUGAUUCGUCUAUGAUGUGUUUAAAGGCAUUUUGUGGAUUUUCUUCUCCACAACGAGACUGCACUGGCUGUUCUCGACUGGACCAAAACUAUUCAAGUACCCGACGAAGCCUACUUUUCAACUCUGAACUUUAACCCCCUGCUUGGCUUGCGUGGCACAUAUAGAGGUACGGAGGACGUUAAGAAACAAAGUUUACGAACGUGUGAUGGCGCUUAAAUUUAUCGACUUUAUUGGUAAUAAAGCUGACUGGGCUGUACAGAGUGAGGUAUAUUUUAAAAGUUUAAAUUUAUAGCCUAACAUUAUGGUUAUAUGUAUAUUUAUACAAAUAUAUAUAUAUGAAUAAUAUAUAUAUAUAUGAAUAAUAUAUAUAUAUAUAUAUAUAUAUAUAUAUGUAUAUGAAUGUGUAUAUAUAUAGUAUGUAGAUAUAUAGAUAUAUAUAAAUAUAUAUAUAUUUCGUAAGUAUAAUAUAUAAGCUAGAACUUUAAUAAAUCUAUAUAUAUAAAAGUAACAUAUUGGACGUUACAUGAGAAAGAUAUCUUCAGUUAGAUUUUAAUGAUAAUUUCUUUCGAUUUGCAUUAUACUUAGCUAGGUCAUAAUGCUUGACUCUUUUUAUUAUUUUUCUGGGUUUUAAAAUCAAAUCAAUCUAUUCUUCUAAGUAUGGCCCCCAUCUAUUUAACUACUUUAAGCACUACUUAAUGUACACGUAUUCUUUUACUCAAUUCAUGUACAUCGAUUUGACAUCAAUAUCAGGUGAGCCCGACAACAUGGAGGACUUCAUGACGAGGUACAAGAUAUGGUCUGAGAACAAGACCGUAUGCGCCGGUCGUUCUAGUAAAUCAAUUUGUAUUCAAAGUACAGGUAACUUUAUUAGGCCGAUUCGAUGA
This is a messenger RNA of Lymnaea stagnalis (great pond snail), 2717 nucleotides long. Lineage: Eukaryota; Metazoa; Mollusca; Gastropoda; Lymnaeidae. The record is from the annotation of a GenBank genome assembly.